Molecule: messenger RNA, 7249 nt
Organism: Xylona heveae TC161
Lineage: Eukaryota; Fungi; Ascomycota; Xylonomycetes; Xylonales; Xylonaceae
Exons: 7
Coding region: 61-7026 (2321 amino acids)
Biological process (GO): replication fork processing; double-strand break repair via homologous recombination
Cellular component (GO): Cul8-RING ubiquitin ligase complex; nucleus
Source: RefSeq, a predicted model, not a curated record
CGGUCAACAUCUCGUGCUGAAGCAACGGGUAUUUUGUCCGCGGAAUGAUUAUUCGGGCAAAUGGUGGAAUGGAGAGACCGGGGUUACGUUCCGGACUCAGAUGAGGAGGAAGAUGACUCUCAGCCUACUUUUCCUACCCAUCAAUUUCCCGCUCAGGAUGACGCCGACAGCGAGGACGAGUUGUCCAAGGAUUUUGGCACAAGCUCCAAUGGCCUCUGGAGUAUACCACGUAUCAGGUCAAGCGGUGCCACGCUCAAGGACAAAAUCGCCCCCGGCUCCGUCACGCGCGAAAAUCAUAAAGAGUCGAUAGAUCAACAAGAAGUGCCAUCCUUGUCCCCGAAGCGGCUACACUCAUCGGGAGAUUCUAGUCAACCAACACCAAAAACAGACUCGCCAUUGGUUCUGCAGCAGAAUCCAGAACUUACGAAAGAGACGCAAUUGCCAGAAGCUCGUGAUGCAAUCCCGUUACACCCCGACUGUGAGACCUCUGCUCACUUCGAUACCAUAGACGGAAAUCUCUCAGACUCAUCUUCCUCUCUCCUCAGUGAACCGCCGUUGGAUUUGGAACAAAAUGGAAUGUUCGGAGAUCUUCCGGCGCUCCCAGAGGAACCCGGUAUCUCCGGAUUUGCUGGCGUUGUUCUUCCAACGAUCGAUAGACGGGAAGCCUCUAAUGGGCUUUCUCGACGCUCAUUGAGGCAGAGGAACCCUAUUCAACUUCACCCUUAUAUGCUAGAAGGAGAGAGAUACAGACAAUUUCUGCGUGCAAGAGGCUUGAAACCCCUGCGAAUAGCAGCAGAUAGCCAGCAAACGAGACGAAGAGGGAGCAACUCGUCGGAUGUGGAGUAUCAGGCGGAUAACGCGGAAUCGCAGUCUAUUCCAGCGGCGAGCUCGCCACCAAGGGCUUCACCAUCACGAGUUCUUGGCAAAUUUCCUUCCAAUCCGCCUCCGAAUGUCAUGACUGAGCUGAACAUUGAUUUUGGAGGUGACGAUGACUUCCCUGAUGUCGAUGCGAUACUUCACAGAAACCUUGAAGGUGCCGUGCAAGCGGGCCACAAACGCCGAAAAACUCAGACCUACACUCACAAGCAAAGGAAAGUUCCUAAUAUUGUUGCCCCGCAGGGGUCUCCUGCAAAGCUCAUUAGGACAGAAGGGCAGGAUGACGAUUCAAUUUUCAAUAUUCCGCCAUCUUCACCAUCGUCUAACACAACGCGACUGACGGACGAAGAACUUCCAAUCCGUGCAGCAUUCAAAUUUCCUCGGGGCGUGUCCAUCGACCCGCCUGAUACCCCUGCAACGUCAUCCGAAACAAGAAAUGCGCCACUUGUGGAAUUAUCAGAAGACUCUGAUAGUGGAAAUGAUUUUGACCAUCGCCCCUUGAGACCGAUUUUGGCCCCACACUCCCCUGGUCUUCCACCGUCUCCUCCAGUGCUAUCGACUGGCCCAUCUCAUUCGGCGUCUCAAAAUGAUGAUUCAAAACAGUUGAGAAAAGUCAGAAGACGAAUAAAGGGUGUCCUCCCCGCCUCGUGGUUGAGGCUUGAUCAACAGGCCCAGAAGACCACUCGAGCCGGGCAUCCUUCGCAUAACCACCAAAACCCACCCACAACUGAUACAAACCCGCAACGAGGUGUUGCCCAAAGAUUGGCUGGAACCAGAAGGCAUGAUGUUUCAACUCCUCGAGGAGUAUCAGGUCCUUUUCUCUUAUCAAGCUCAAGUGAAGAUGAUUCCGACGAUCAGACUAUACAAUAUACAGGGCCAGUGAGGCACGAUGAUUUCUCUCAUCCUUUCACAGAACCUGAAGACGUCCAAGAAGAUAAUCGGAUUGACUUGAUGCUUCCUUCUGUGUCACGCCAUCGACAGUCGGGCAAAGGCCAGCGAAAAAAACAGCUCAGACUCACAGAUAUCAUUCAAUCGACCGUGGAAAGGAGAAUCGGAAAAGGUACCCCUUCAGGUUUGUUGUCUCCAGUAUCGUCGAAACGGCAAAAGAAGAAUCACCUCUCCUCCAAGCUUCAGAAAGCUAUUCAACGGAAGUCUGUGACUCCUGCUCCGCCCAAAUUGAGCAUAAUAGAUGCUCCAGCGUCUUUGGUUUCUACCCAAGACACACCCAAGUUCAUCAGGUUGGCUUUACGUCAAGCACGGCGGCAGAAGAAUUACGGCAGACACAGUCCGACAAGUAAAGUGAUUCGGCUUCAUACCGUAGAAGACACUCAAGAUGCGACAUCUGUUCUACGGGACUGGCGGCGUGGAAAGAUUAGACCGUGGACAAGCAGGGACAAGUCGCCCAUCCGCGACGAUGCCCAGCACCCUCUCGCACGACUCCCUGAAAAUGACUCUCGGAGUGCAAUCCAGCGCCCAGCCCCGGUGGCCGAAGCUGAGGGGCUCAGAGGGUCGAGCAACGCGGAAAAUUCUCUUAGAUUUCCUGAACAACUGCCACUGGUUCCUGCUCAACCAGUAAAACAAAAAGGGCAAUUAAAGGCAAAAACAAGGCAGACGGUGUUUGGGCCGCGGAUAUCUCUCAAGAACAAGCCUAAGAGGCAAAAAGGCCUUCAACCGCUUCUUCAAAGACAUCAACCACGUCCGGCUCAAGUGGAAUGGACCGAAACCGACUACGGUCAGCGUCACCCACGAGCGGCCUUUCAGCAGAAGCUCGGGAUAAUUGACCGUCAAUUCCAAGAAAAAUCGACUAAGGACUCGAAAAUUUCGAAUUUGCCUCUUGAAAGGUUUCUCGAGGACACCACUGAUAUGCCCUCAAUUACAAGCAACGGCCAGAUGCGUACUGCUCUAGAAACGAACAACGAUAGUUUCAAUGGCCCGCCUGGGCUGUUACGAGUUGACCAGAGCCGUCGUCAACGCAAGCGCAUUGCCAACCGUCUGGAUAUUAAUGCUAUAAAUUUUGGCCAACUUGAAGGCUCGGUUGUGGUGCCUGACGAUGGUAUCUCAGAGUCAGGUCAAACAUCUCGCACCGACUAUAGUGGCGCUCUUAGAAACGUAGGAAGUUACGGCACUGUUCAUACUACCGACUUCCAAAUGUGCCCACUGCGAAUAGGAACGUUCUUUCAUAAAAGCACGUUUAUUGGGAGUGGAGAUCUUGCGAAAGUCUUGCAUUUUGUGCCGUCAGAAACUAUUUCCGAGCAGUCAUCUACCACAAUUCAAUUCCAUGAUCAGAUGUUCAAAUGGGGCCCGUGGGACGAAUCUACUUCAUCUGAGAUGGGGCUAGUACUAUGCUGGAUGGGCGAGAGACUGGGGGACGGCUCAGCUCGGAAAGACUUUGUUGAAAGUAGGGACAUCUGCAUCUACGAAAUAGCUGUAAACCUACUUCGGUCUAUUGUGCACUACUUCACGAGCACAUUGACGUUCUUAGAUCCUGUUGAUCGAACGUUUUUCAUUCUCAGAAUGUUACGCCUCAUCGAGCCACUUUCAGUGGAAACGCAGAAAGCUAUUUCCCUGGCAGCUUCUGAAGUACAGUCAUGUCCGCAACCGUUCGAGCAUCUUCUGCACAUUCAAAUGUUGGUGCUUGUUUCGACUGCGUUCAUAAUCCAAACAGCCGCUCAAUCCCUCGUGGAAACACAACAUCGGAAUGAAGCCGAAAAUGUCCUAAAACGGGUAGCUCAAACCCUCGCUAGAUCUCUUGUUGCAAGGGGAGUUGCUAUGAUCAAAAGGUUUUGCCAAGAAAACAAGAGAGGUCAUCGUGUGGAGACAGGUCGGGGAAGUAAUAAUAUUGUGGCAGAGAGUUGGGUCGUUAUGAUGAAGAUUGUUGAGAAGAUGCGCCCUCAGGGGGUUACUUUCUGGGAGAUUGCUAACGCAGAAAUUUUGAGUGUUGAUAUCGAAACAUGCUCCGAUGCGCGCAUCUUCGAAGAUAUUUGGGCGAAUAUAUAUGCCCUACUCCCUCUUCAAGAGUUUGACGAUAAUGGCCUUCUUGAUGGGGAAGUGAGGCUAGGUCCAUCUGAAGAAAACUGGGUGCCUGUUCAAAAAGUUCUUGCUCGACUAUUUCAGCUUUAUUCCACGUCUUCCCACAUUCAGCCUCCUGUUUACAACUCUUAUUUACGGGCCAAUUUCGCUCGCUGUUUUCAUCUCAUCACACAAUGGAGAUGGUACCGCUGCGAGUCCAUCGUUCUGCUCAUGUUUGACUUUUUGGGCCGCCAGAAUGGACUGUCACACUUGCGGAAUGAAGAGAGUCACGGAUCGCCAGCCUUUCUGGAACAUCUCAAUGGCAAGUUACAGUUAUCUAUCGAACCCCGAGAUCGCUGUUUUCACAUAUUUCUCAAGCUUGUCGGAUCAGGCUUGCAAAAGCUGCGAGGCAUCUAUACUGACAGAAAGAUUGGAAAUAUUACCUGGCGGCUGUUACCAAAUCAUGGACGGCUCUUUUCCAAACACGAGACCGUGCGUCAGGAAGAUCUCGAUUCCCUGAGAAACCAUCAUGAUCUUUUGAGCGUCCUUUAUUGGGCUUGUCCUCCUUCUGUGCGACCCCGACCAGGCAGCAUCCAGAGCCUUGUUGACCCCGAGACAUCUCAUAUUGAAGCUUGCCAAAUUAAUAUCCGCACAUGGUCUAAUUUGGUGCGAUUUCAAUUGUCCACCGAUGAGUCGGCUUCUCGACUCGAACCGUUUUCUGACUGGCAUAAUGAAUUUAUUGGACUGCUCUUGGUGCAGCACGCUAUGGCCCGGUCUGAAGGGGAGGCUCACCUUUCUGCAGCGACCAGAGAGGGCCAACAGCGUGUUACAGCUGAUCUUGUGGAGACUGUAAUUAGCAGGAAUCAGCGAUCAAUUGAGGCACUCUUGUCUAGUGCUCUUUCCUUGAUGCGAAAUGCUAUUUCUCUUGCGAGCAAUGGGGAGUGUGCAAAGUUGUUGCUCUCCAAAGCUUGCACUGUUGACAUCUUCACACUCUUUGAUUCGAGGUGCCCGCAAAGGAAUAAGAUUGUUUCGCAGUCGCUAGACAUCGUCCUGGAAUACAUUGAUGUCUUCAAUAGCUCUUCCGUUACCCAACAUCAGCCGGGUGAGGACAGUCAGGAAUAUGGAGAUUGGUCUGCUUUUGAAGAAGAUGCGGCUGCAUCGGUUCAGGAGAUGUCUGAUUAUAUUUCCCCUCAAAUAUACGACAGCUUGCAGCGUCUCCUUUCCAAUUGCUUCGGUGCUGAUAUACCGCCUGAUGAGAACAUUCUUCUCAAAGUCAUUGAAGUAUGGACAACGACAGCUCGCUUUCUUGUACAGAGGAAUUUCAAGACAUGGGAAAGUUAUAUUGGAUCAUAUGGCUCUGAUUCUUGGGAAUGCCUAAGAGGAACGGAGCAGACGAGAAAGUUUGCACCUUACUUUCUUUCAAUGGUUCUUGAAAAGGAUAAUUCAAGCUACCAUGUUCAUAUGCAAUUUUUCCUUUCAGCCUGGAUCACUUGCCUAGUCGAACGAGAAUCGAUGCUCAAAUUCCAACAUCGACUGACUACUGCACUCCUCAAUAUAGAUGGAGCCAAUCCACUACUUAGGAAUCCACCUUUCUGGGCAGAUGCAAAGACUGGUCUGUUCUCUAUCACGCCUCUGGAGUUCCGAGAGAGACGUCUGUCUCUAAUAUCAACGGUACUUGACAAUAUGAGAGAAAGCCUGGCAGAUGUAGAAGAAUCACCAAACAAGGCGAUAGCGCUGAGACAACAAUAUAAAGCGCUUCUGAAACAGAUGAUGACAGCCAUGAGAAACAACUACCAGGAGCUUCGCGAAGAAACGGGUUUCAGCGGCGUCUACGUUGACUUUGUGCAGCAAGUCAUCCAGGCACUGCAGCAGCAUACUGCCGAUAUUUGUCCAGUCGACCGAUUCUUCACCGACUCCAGCGCGUUCCCCCUUCCAGCCAGCGAUCCAACAUAUGUAGUAGGACGGCUGAAGAGUUACGGGCUACGACUGUCAGACAUUAGAAUGCCCAAACAACUCGUGACAUUCACACAGACUGUAUCUGAGCGAGCAUCUGUGGACAAUCAGCAAUCCUACCUCGUCAACCAACUCCGACUAGCAAUGAGCGGAACAUUUGAAGAUGGCGAUCCGGCACGGCCUACGCUACGUGCAUUCCUUUUACAGGCCGUGUUUCCAGCGUAUUUGCAGCUGGCAUUCCAAACCGCGGCAGGCUGGAUUCUCGCAAAACCUCUUCUGCGCGCCGUCGAAUAUACCUUUGAAGACGUCCUCGAGGACCUCGAUGCAAACAACACCCGCUGUGUCGAAUCUGUCAUCGCCUUCAUUACAAGCAUGCUAGACACCUUUCGCCAAUCCUUUGAGCUCCUCGUCGAUCACUCUGGCCUGCUCGAACAAUCCUCCACCGUCAGCCUCCUUGCCUCGUCCUUUGCCACCAUCACCGCAGCCCUGUCUCCCAUCGACUACCUCCAGCGCUGCACCGGCCGAGCCAACCACGCAGUCAAAUGCAUUGCCUUUUUCCGAUCUUUUGCCAUUUUCGUCGCAACUCUACUCCUCGGCCAUCCAGACAGUCUUGUUUCUCCAUAUAUUGGACUCGACAACAGUUUUGGGUCCUCUGACCAUCUGGAUCUCGAGUCCGAUUCAGAUGCGUUGGACGAGUCGGAUAAGUAUCAUGACAUUCGCCGCUUCUGCACGCACGAGCUCCAACAGUCCCUCGCCAAAAACUGGACGCACUAUGCAAAUCACUAUUUUCUUUUGAGAGGAAAUAUGCGCAAGCAAGUCAUGGUCGAUGCCAGAUCCCUCGAGGACGAAAAACUGGAUUUGUUUGCGGCUAUUCAUACCUUUUUAAUGGUCCUCGGUCGAAUGUCGGGCCUUGGAUUCGCGGGGUGUACGUCUUUUUCUUCUGGUUCUGCGUCCGCCUGGGGUGGGAGUGGUGGGUGGGGCGGUGGUGGGGGACGGGCGGGUGGGUUUGAACCUGGUGGGGUCGGUGACGGUGGUGCGGGUGGGUUUAGCAGUGGUGGCGGGGGCGGGGUGGGUGGAUAUAGCAGAACUCAUGCUCAUGAUCAUGACGACGAAGAUGAAGAAGAGCAAGUUCUUCGGGGAAGACCGAAACGGGAUCAAUCCUUGGGAGUAGCAGAGUUGUUGAUUUAAACAACAGUACUACCUUUAACCUUUGUAUCUUUUUUUCUUUCUUCGUCGUCUUUAUACAACAACAGCUAAGGGUUUGGGGUUGGGGGUUGGGGGACGAGAGAGCAAUGCCCGGUCUUACAGUAGAACUAGGAUGUGGAUUUAGAUACCAUAGACAAUAUGGACUGCAUAGUUACCUAGGUACGCUAGGACAAAGGAUGAAAAACUACUACAUACAACAUACAAC